Messenger RNA from Amaranthus tricolor (Joseph's coat), 1181 nucleotides. Its product is annotated as acidic endochitinase SE2. Gene Ontology annotation, molecular function: chitinase activity. Gene Ontology annotation, cellular component: extracellular region. The transcript has a single exon. NCBI's taxonomy places the organism in Eukaryota, Viridiplantae, Streptophyta, Magnoliopsida, Caryophyllales, Amaranthaceae. Gene Ontology annotation, biological process: carbohydrate metabolic process. The record is from RefSeq and is a predicted model, not a curated record. Bases 31 to 912 code for a protein of 293 amino acids.
UUCAUCCAACCUUAAACUUCACAACCAAACAUGGCAUCCAAAAUUGUACCAAUUUCAUUCCUAUUUUCUCUCUUAUUCUUUACCCAAUUCCACUCCUUAUAUGGCUCCCAAAUAGCCAUAUAUUGGGGCCAAAACGGCGACGAAGGAACCUUAUCCGACACAUGUAACUCCGGAAACUAUGGAAUCAUAAUCCUAGCUUUCCUAGCCACUUUUGGCAAUGGGCAAGCCCCAACACUAAACCUAGCAGGGCAUUGUGACCCUGCCACAAACUGCAACACUCUAAGCACCGACAUCAAAACCUGCCAACAAUCAGGCAUUAAAGUCCUCCUUUCUUUAGGCGGCGGUGCCGGGGGCUACUCACUCUCCUCAACCGAUGAAGCAAACCAACUAGCUAAUUACAUCUGGAACAACUAUCUAGGGGGUCAGUCUAGUACCCGACCCCUUGGAGACGCGGUUUUAGAUGGUGUCGAUUUUGAUAUCGAGACUAACGACAACAGAUUUUGGGAUGAUCUAGCAAGAGCCUUAAGUAGUCAUAAUAAUGGUCAGAAAUCAGUGUACUUAUCAGCUGCUCCUCAGUGUCCUUUCCCUGAUGCUAGCUUAGACAAUGCUAUAAAUACAGGGCUAUUUGAUUAUGUUUGGGUACAAUUCUACAAUAAUCCACCUUGCCAAUAUGAUAAUAGUGCUGAUAAUUUGUUGAGCGCGUGGAAUCAAUGGACAUCUGUUCAGGCAGGUCAGGUGUUUCUCGGACUGCCUGCGUCUAGUGAUGCUGCGAGUAGUGGUUUUAUUCCGAUUGAUGCGCUUACGUCUCAAGUUCUGCCCACAAUUAAGGGGUCAGCCAAAUAUGGAGGUGUUAUGUUGUGGUCGAAGGCGUAUGAUGAUGGGUAUAGUAGUGCUAUUAAAAGCAGUAUUUGAUCUGAAAUACUAGAUAGUGUUGCUAAAGAUAUAGGUGAAAGAACAAAUAAGUUAUGAAAGAUACAUUAUAAGAGGCUUUGAUUUUAAUACACAUAGAAAAUCUCAAAUCUUAUACUCGUUCGUAUUUUUCAUAGUAGUCCCAUCUACUACUUUUGGAUUACUAUUUUAUUAUCGCUUUAAUUUUAUAUUUUAUUCUUGAUUUAUAAGUUAAAAUAUAUUUAAAUGAGAUUUUAUUCUAUUCGUUUCAAUACAAUAAUUAUUAAUAUCAA